UCUCGUUCAGCAGAGAGCGAGCGGGAGUAAGAACUACGGUAGCACGGAUCUCGGACUCUAACUCGUCCGGCCUGUCAUCGCUCCCCCUUUCCGGGGAAUUUAUUUCUGUCCCUCCUCCCCCUUUGCUCUCCUCGUGCUCCUCCUCCUCUCCUUUCCCUUCUGUGAUUAUUACAGAAUGACAAUUGACUUUCGUAGACAUUCCUCGGCCUUCUUUCCCUCGCCCUCCCUCUCCCUUCGUUGGUUGUGUGUUGAGUGUAGUUUGACUGGGUGGUAGUACUCCCCAAGAUUCCGUAUAAUCCACUGCGGAGUGUCUGUGUCUGUUAGGUUCGAGAGAAGGAGGAGGGAGGGAGCUUUGGAACGAUCGGUCGGGUGGAUUCGUUUUGUUGAAAUGUGCGAGAGCGUCGAGGUGAGACCAGAAGGGAGUCUAGUGUAUUGUGGCGAAGAAGGAGAUGGCUCCAUCGCAAGGUGUUCUUUCCGAGGCUGUGGCCGAAGUGGGGAGUGCCCAGAGGGCUGCUGGAAUUGCCUCAGUUUCUUCAUCGUCUCCUCUCUCGUCUGCUGAAUUGAAUUCCUCGACGAGGUGGUACAAACUCCGUUUGCACGCUUCGAGGGCUGGAGCGCUAUGGAUAGCAGGAUUUGUGGAAGCUUGCCGAAUCGAUCGGGCAGUUUUACUGUGCAGAAGAUCUAAGGAGGUUCUCAAAAAAACUGGCCAAAUUUUUGUUUUGAACGGCUGCAUUUUCCUUGGCAGCAUAUGGCUUCUGCAACGGUGUUUGCUCCCGCUACUACUUUGGCUGUUAAGGUCUCCAUCCCUUAGGCAAGAUGGAGAUUCAGCUGUAGGACGUUCUCAAGGUGGCGGUUUGCUUCAUUCAAUAAUUAUUGUGCUUUGCUAUGGUUUAUGGUUGUUCCCUAUAUAUGUAAUCACUUUUGUGGUGAAUUGCGUAUGGUACAAUGAUAUUGCUCGGCAUGCAUACAGAGCUAUGGACAGAGGUGGGGUUCAGAACCAGAAGGUUUCUCAAGUACAAAUGAAGAACGACAGCAGUGGCUUUAGAAGUAUCAUGCUAACAAUUGGCGAACAGAUCUACUCAAUUUUCAUGCUUGGCGUUUUCUUUGUAGAGAUCUUUGCUGUCAGCUACAUCCCAUACAUCGGGCAAUUGUUCAGUUUUGUUAUGCUAUCUUGGCUUUAUGCGUACUAUUGCUUCGACUACAAGUGGGGCUUUGCAAAAUGGAACCUUGAGAGACGCCUGCUCUUUUUUGAAACAAAUUGGGCCUUCUUUGCGGGAUUUGGCAGUCCUUGUGUGCUUGCUACUUUUUUCUUGUCUCCGCUUGUCAGUGCUGGAGUUAUGAACGUUCUCUUUCCUCUGUUUGUAUUGGUAGCUACUGCACUUAAUCAAGAGGAAGUGGUGAAGAAAUGUACAUUCAUCUCCCCGUCUCUUCCGAACCCAACCAGGCUGCCCAUCUUUCAAAUUCCAAACACUUUCCUGGGACCGGUGCUGAAGGUUUUGCAGCCAAGGUCCAGAAACACUCCCUCUUCUAUUGACAGGAGGAAGAAAGCGUAUUGAUCCGUUGCAAUGUGUGAUUUCUUCUAGAAUAUUAGAGAUAGUCUAGGUCUUCCUUGUAAAUAAGAUCGUGUUGUAGAUGUCAAUGUACUAAAGAGUUAAGUGGUGAGGAUGUUUUUGUUGAUAUUGUGGCCUCAGGAAUUGAAGAUAAUUCCGUAGCGCAUUUGCUGACGGCUCUUCUGUUUCUUCUGUUCAAGAAUCGGUUUUAUCGUGUUCUUGCUGUUUCAUGGUGGACCAAUGGAAGUUAAGUAUUGAUCAGUUAAUCAAUCAAGUGGGGAAGUGCAAAGAUCCCAACCCUUCCACCCUCGUUUGGUUCAAAAGUAGUUGAGCCCUGUAUAAUACCUUCAAAUAGCCAAGAAUUUUCACGAAACCUCGAACCAUCAAAGAUAUGAGGUCCAGCAUGCAUCAACAAGGUUCUCUGGAAACUCCUAAAUCUGUCAAGUUCGGUCGAUCACAGUCGUAUAUGGAUUUUGGUUGUUUAAGAUCAAACGUGCACAAUUCGAGAACCACGACGAGCCGCAUGAUACAACCGAGUCACGUUUGGAUCAUGUCUUCAUUCUUUGAAUGACAGGUUGAAUGGUGAAGGUUAUUGAAGUAAAACGCGGAAGUUAAUGUGAUAACUUCGAAGUGUUUAAGGCAUCUAAGGUUUAAGAAAACUUUACCCUCUCUUGCAGUGAUACGUGGACAACACAGCAUGACCAAGAAAGUUGCAUUCAGGAUCCGGGGACUAAGACGCCUCCAAAGACUGAAGAGUGACUCUAGAUAUAAGCUUUUGUAAGAUGUUCGUAGUAGUUUAUGCUAAACUAGAUCGAGAGAAAGCAGAAACCAAUCGAAAUUAUCAGACCUAUUAUAGUCCACCUGUACAACAUGUGCAUUGCAGAAUUUGGAAAAAAGUGUAAUUAUAUUCAUUCCGG
Messenger RNA from Marchantia polymorpha subsp. ruderalis, 2467 nucleotides. The record is from the annotation of a GenBank genome assembly. NCBI's taxonomy places the organism in Eukaryota, Viridiplantae, Streptophyta, Marchantiopsida, Marchantiales, Marchantiaceae.